CUAACCACUCCCCGUCGCAGGGUCUCGUCCCACUUCUGCCAGCAGUCCACCAGUCGCUCGGCCCCGCGGGUUUUCUCAUUGGGACGGCCGUUUGGAGUCUCGCACCUGGGCGCGCCUGGCGGCAGCAUGGGAGGCAGCGAGGAGCGAGGGCAGCGGGCGGACGGGGGCGAGGAGCGCCGGAUGGGGUGGAUGGCGGCAGUGGCGAUCGGAGCCAUCACUCCGGGACUUAAUCGCCCCACGCUGGUGCUCGUCAACCUCGUUCUCGCGGGUCUCUUCCUCUCCUUUGCCGCUCUGCUGCCCGCCGCCCUGCGCUACUCCAGGGACCCGUCCAGUAGUGCCGCUGCUGCCAGCGCUGCCAGCAGGGGCAGCGCAGCAAGCGGCAGCGGGGGCAGCAGUGAGAUGCUGCACCAUGUGCUGUUCCUUCUGGCGCUCACUCUCCUGCUCAUUGCAGCGCUCAACUGGUUGGCGUGGGAGGUGGGUACGGUGUCGCCGCACUCUCAGGCACGAGCGCUGCUGUCCCCUCCCACCGAGGAUGGUGCACAGCAGGGCGCACCCACGGCGAGAGAGGCAAGCAGCAAGGCCAAGAAGAAGCACCGAGCCAACAAGCAGAGGUCCAAGGGACGACGCUGAUUCCCCCACCCCGGCCCCCCACCUGUGCAUGCACCAACCAUUCGUUUCCCCCAUUUGUUUAUCUAGCGCUGGUGCUCUUCCACUGCGAGUGCCCUUCUAAGUGCAGUUUUCCUCAUUACAGUCGAAGUCCCCAUAAGUG
Closterium sp. NIES-67 is the source of this 769-nucleotide messenger RNA. The record is from the annotation of a GenBank genome assembly. NCBI's taxonomy places the organism in Eukaryota, Viridiplantae, Streptophyta, Zygnematophyceae, Desmidiales, Closteriaceae.